GAGAAAAAUAGAAGAGGUAGAUAUUACUGGUGCUGUGAAUAUAGAAAGUUGAAAAAGUGUCCUGGUCAUGCAACAACAUAUUUAAUCAAGAACUUGCAUUAUCUACAAGAUGAUAGUGGUAAACAUAAUCACUUGCCUGAUGCUAGCCGUUCAGAGAUUGUAAAAGCAGUCACUGAAAUUAAAAAAUGUACCUCAGAAAGUAGAGAAAAGCCU
This is a messenger RNA of Racocetra persica, 213 nucleotides long. The record is from the annotation of a GenBank genome assembly. NCBI's taxonomy places the organism in Eukaryota, Fungi, Glomeromycota, Glomeromycetes, Diversisporales, Gigasporaceae.